AUGCGUAAAGACGUCCCCACGGGUGUCGGUGACACGACCAUCACAGGUGCCCUUGGAGACGCGGGCAAAGGUACCGGAUCACGAUCGCUGAGUCUCAGCCCUGAGAGCGUCACCUGCGGCUGCGACGGGGGAGGGGCGGCGUCUCUGGUCCCCACCCGCCACCUGCCGGGAGAGCCCGCCCCCACCUACGACCAGCAAAAUUAUCCCACGACUUGGGGAGCCGACUACGCAUCCAUGACGCGGCCGCUCUGCAACGGGGCUUGCUGGCUGUGCCUGCGCCUCUGGUGCCUGUUUGGGGGCCUGAGCGCAGCACUGGUAACGAGGAACGCCAGGCCUAACAUCGUGCUCCUCAUGGCGGAUGACCUUGGGGUGGGAGACAUCUGCUGCUACGGCAAUAACACCGUCAGCACCCCGAAUAUCGACCGCCUGGCGAGGGAGGGCGUGCGGCUCACCCAGCACCUGGCAGCGGCGUCCGUGUGCACCCCGAGUAGGGCUGCCUUCCUGACCGGCCGGUACCCCGUCAGAUCAGGCAUGGCGUCUGCCUUCAACCUGAACCGCGCCUUCCCCUGGCUCGGAGGCUCGGGCGGUCUGCCCACCAACGAGACCACGUUCGCGAAGCUGCUGCAGCACCGCGGCUACCGCACGGGACUCAUAGGUAAGUGGCACCAAGGACUGAGCUGCGCGUCCCGCGGCGAUCACUGCUUCCACCCGCUGAACCACGGCUUCGACUACUUCUACGGGCCGCCCUUCGGGCUGCUGAGCGACUGCCAGGCCUGGGCGAGGCCCGAGCUGCACCGCGGGCUGCGCGUCAAGCUGUGGAUGUCCACGGCGGCGCUGGGCCUCGUGCCCGUGCUGCUCCUCGUCCCCAAGUUUGCGCGCUGGGUGCCCGUGCCCUGGAAGGUCAUCGUGGCCUUCGCGCUGCUGGCUGUCCUCUUCUUCCUGGCCUGGUUCUCCAGCUACGGGUUCACGCGGCGCUGGAACUGCGUCCUGAUGCGCAACCACGACAUCGUGCAGCAGCCCCUGCGGGAGCAGCGGGUCUCCUCCCUCCUGCUCAAGGAGGCCGUGAGCUUCAUCGACAGGUACAAACGUGGCCCAUUCCUGCUGUUCGUGUCUUUUCUCCACGUGCACACCCCACUAGUCACCAGACAGAAGUUUGUGGGCCACAGCAAAUACGGGCUCUACGGAGAUAACGUGGAGGAGCUGGACUGGAUGGUGGGUAGGAUCCUGGAGGCCCUGGACCGCGAGCGCCUGUCCAACCACACGCUGGUCUACUUCACCUCGGACAACGGGGGCCGCCUGGAGGCGCAGGACGGCGGGGCCCAGCUGGGCGGCUCCAACGGCAUCUACAAAGGUGGCAAAGGAAUGGGCGGAUGGGAAGGGGGCAUUCGUGUCCCAGGAAUCUUCCGGUGGCCGGCGGUCCUGGAGGCUGGGAAAGUGAUUGACGAACCCACGAGCCUGAUGGACAUUUAUCCGACCCUGUCUUAUAUAGGUGGAGGGAUAUUGCCGCAGGACAGAGUCAUUGAUGGCCGGAACCUAAUGCCCUUGCUGGAGGGCAGGGUGUCCCACUCGGAACAUGAGUUCCUCUUCCACUACUGUGGGGUGCACUUGCACGCAGCCAGGUGGCAUCAGAAGGACUGUGCAACGGUGUGGAAGGUGCACUACGUGACCCCCAAGUUCUCCCCGGAGGGAGCCAAUGCCUGCUACAGAAGUGGUAUGUGCUCGUGCUCUGGCGACGUCACCUACCACGACCCUCCCCUGCUCUUUGACAUCUCCAGAGACCCUUCUGAGGCCCGAGCCCUCAGCCCCGACAACGAGGCGUUAUUUGGCUCCGUGGUCAGGAAAAUCGAGGCGGCCAUAAGGGAGCAUCGCGGCUCGCUCACACCCGUCCCCCAGCAGUUGUCUGUGUUCAACACCAUUUGGAAACCGUGGCUGCAGCCCUGCUGCGGGACUUUCCCCUUUUGCGGGUGUGACAAAGAAGACGCCAUCCUAUCUACCGCCUGGUGA
Molecule: messenger RNA, 2004 nt
Organism: Suricata suricatta (meerkat)
Lineage: Eukaryota; Metazoa; Chordata; Mammalia; Carnivora; Herpestidae
Gene: ARSH
Product: arylsulfatase family member H
Exons: 11
Coding region: 1-2004 (667 amino acids)
Molecular function (GO): arylsulfatase activity
Source: RefSeq, a predicted model, not a curated record